Molecule: messenger RNA, 843 nt
Organism: Dracunculus medinensis (Guinea worm)
Lineage: Eukaryota; Metazoa; Nematoda; Chromadorea; Rhabditida; Dracunculidae
Source: the annotation of a GenBank genome assembly
AUGCGCAUAGGCGAUUUGAAACGGGCAAUCGAGGAUGUUAUCCUUAGACCUGAGGAUAAUCGCUUAAGCGAUAUAAGGAAGCGUUCAACGAUUGCAGCACUUGAUUUAUGUCAGGUCGCACCGAGCCAAUUGAAUGAUUCCAAUGAUGAUCACGUAAUGACGUUUUCACGUAGCCGUGAUCUGCCAAAUUUUGCUGAUAGCGCUAAAAAACACGUGAAUUCAUCCACUGAAAAUUUAUAUCCAGCCGUACCACAUUGCUCAUCACUUGACACUAAUCUUCAUCCAGGUGUCCAAUGGAAGCGUAAAUGGUGUUUACUGUUACAAAAAAGGAAUAGACUGGUGUCUUUCGUUGAUCGUUCAAAAAAACUGUUAACGAAUGUAAAUGACAGUCUAUCAAUUAUUGGUGUCAGCUGUACAACAACAGGUGGUGCAUCUGCACUGUCAUUGCCACCAACAACCAUCUUGCAAAAGCCUCGUUGUUACGGGAAUUCAGAAUACAAUUGGAUUAUUACUAAUGAAGCCGAAUUAUCAAUAACACAACCACCAUUCCAUUUCGAAAAAUGCGAAGGACGUCCCAGUUCACGACUUCUAACUACAACCAAUAGUACCUGCUCGUCUGGUCAUCGUCCGCUGGUUUGUCUUUCUAAUGAUUUACUUAUUUCUUUAUUAUUUAAUAAUGUUGGUGACAGUAUGAUGAUGAUGGUGGUGACAAAUGACGAACGUGACCAACAAACUGAUAAGGCUGAUAAUUUAUCGAAAGACAUGUUCAUAAACUAUCGUCCAGCAGUGAAUUCCCUUGUCGAUGCUUAUUCUGAUGCCGAUGAAUCAAUGGAUUGCGAUUAA